Messenger RNA from Danaus plexippus (monarch butterfly), 10876 nucleotides. RefSeq names its product mucin-2 (gene zye). NCBI's taxonomy places the organism in Eukaryota, Metazoa, Arthropoda, Insecta, Lepidoptera, Nymphalidae. The transcript is spliced from 9 exons. Bases 121 to 10305 code for a protein of 3394 amino acids. The record is from RefSeq and is a predicted model, not a curated record.
UAUAUAAGUACUUUCACUGGAUGAGCGCGCGAGUGUUACACUCUGACCCGUGAGCGUUGCUAGUGCUGUGAAGUGCUUUAUUAUUAUUAUUUUAUACAGGAGCCCCAUGAAGCGGCUGUCAUGAAAAUAGCGACAUUGAUUGCACUUGUGCAGCUGUCGCUUGCUACAGCUGUUUCAGAUGGCACGCUCACCGCAGCUGAGUUAAAUAAAGAAUUGGCAGGUGAUAAUAGUCUAAGUCCAUUCUUUGAUGAAAUCAUCGAUGACACGGCGGUGAAUUUCGUCCGGAGCUCCAGGGCUGUCGACAGUCCUCUAUCUCCGGAUAUCAAUGUACAAUGCUCAGCUGACUUCAUUGAUGUGACAGUCGAAUUCUCUGAUGUGUACGACGGCAUUAUCUACAGCAAAGGCUACUUAAAUGAUCCGAAAUGCAAAUACGUAUCUCUCGGCGGAAGUCAGUCACGGUACUCAUUCCGAGUACCGCUGAAGGGCUGCGGCAGCAGAUCUCUUUGCAACGCUUGCGGCACCAUUGAUAAUGUCCUCGUGUUCCAAGCCGACGACUUCGUCCAAGGUCCCUAUGAUUUCGCACGAAAAGUUUCAUGCGCAAGUACAGCUUUAGAGGUAUCUGUCGGAGGAGUAAGGAAAGAGCAAUCGCAUAUUUUGAAACUCAAGCCUUUUAUGGUUGACAUGCUCGAUGUAGUAGCUGUGCAAGGGCCCGCAGGCGGCGUCGAAUGUUGGAUGGACAUACAGAAGGGAGUAUUCCCUAAUACUACUCCUUUAGAACACUCGAUCAAGAUCGGCGAAUACCUCACGAUAUUAAUAUACCUAAAAGAUACUAGGAAUCAGUUCAACCUAAAAAUACACGAUUGUUGGGCAUAUGAUAAUGAAGACUAUGAUAACCCGAAUACUAAUAAGAUUCAGUUAACAGACAAGGAAGGAUGUCCAAAGAAAAGGAAAUUUAUUGAUUUAUUCCAAAAAUCCACAAACACGGGUAAAUCCGGGGCGACACUGAUAGCCUAUAGCAAAGUCAGCGCCUUCCGCUUCCCUGAAACGGAUCAAGUAUAUCUAACGUGUAAUGUUGAGCUGUGCAAGAGUGAUUGUGAUUCAAGCUGCAGAGACAUUAUCAAACCAAUAACGACCACAAAAAAACCGCAAAUAAUACCUUCCUGUUACCCUGGCAGCACUGACCCACGUUGUCCACGACCAACUACUCCUGAAGCCCCAAGAUGUUAUCCAGGAAGUACUGAUCCACGUUGCCCACAACCUACUACACCGGCUCCACCUAAAUGCUUCCCUGGAUCCACAGACCCACGUUGCCCAAGGCCAACGACUCCUGAAGCACCUAGAUGCUACCCCGGAAGCAAUGACCCACGCUGCCCAAAACCAACUACACCGGAGUCACCUCGCUGCUACCCAGGAAGCAGUGACUCACGUUGUCCAAGACCAACUACUCCUGAGGCCCCCAGAUGUUAUCCAGGAAGUACUGAUACACGUUGCCCACAACCUACUACACCGGUUCCACCUAAAUGCUUCCCUGGAUCCACAGACCCACGUUGCCCAAGACCAACUUCACCAGAGUCGCCUCGUUGCUACCCAGGUAGCACUGACCCACGUUGUCCACAACCAACAACUCCUGAAGCACCUAGCUGCUACCCCGGAAGUAGUGACCCACGUUGUCCAAGACCAACGACUCCUGAAGCACCGAGAUGUUAUCCCGGCAGUGACGACCCACGUUGUCCAAAACCUACUACACCGGCUCCCCCCAAAUGCUUCCCCGGAUCCACUGAUCCACGCUGUCCACGGCCGACGACUCCCGAAGCACCAAGAUGCUACCCUGGAAGCAAUGACCCUCGUUGCCCGAAACCAACUACACCAGAGCCACCUCGUUGCUACCCAGGAAGCAGUGACCCACGUUGCCCACGACCAACAACUCCUGAAGCACCUCGAUGUUACCCUGGCAGUGACGAUCCACGUUGUCCAAAACCUACUACACCGGCUCCACCCAAAUGCUUCCCCGGAUCCACCGAUCCACGUUGUCCACGGCCGACGACUCCCGAAGCACCAAGAUGCUACCCUGGAAGCAAUGACCCUCGUUGCCCGAAACCAACUACUCCAGAAUCACCUCGCUGCUACCCAGGAAGUAGUGACCCACGUUGUCCACGACCAACAACUCCUGAAGCACCUCGAUGCUAUCCCGGGAGUGACGACCCACGUUGUCCAAAACCUACUACACCGGCUCCCCCCAAAUGCUUCCCCGGAUCCACUGAUCCACGUUGUCCACGGCCAACAACUCCUGAAGCACCAAAAUGCUACCCUGGAAGCAAUGACCCUCGUUGUCCUAAAUCCACUACCCCAGCACCACCAAGAUGUUUCCCAGGAAGCACGGAUCCUCGCUGUCCUAAAGUAACAACACCAGUACCAACAAAACCUUCUUGUUACCCAGGCUCACCUGAUCCUAACUGUCCACAACCGUCGAGGCCAACAACGCUUAAUCCACCUACUUAUUUACCUCCUUCAACACCAGCACUACCAAAAUGCUUCCCCGGCAGCAAUGACCCACGUUGUCCAAGACCAACGACUCCCGAAGCACCCAAAUGUUAUCCUGGAAGCAGUGACCCACGGUGUCCCAGACCAACAACUCCUGAAUCUCCUCGAUGCUAUCCCGGAAGUGACGAUCCACGUUGUCCAAAACCUACUACACCGGCUCCACCCAAAUGCUUCCCCGGAUCCAGUGAUCCACGUUGUCCACGGCCGACAACUCCUGAAGCACCAAGGUGCUACCCUGGAAGCAAUGACCCUCGUUGUCCCAAACCUACUACACCAGCCCCACCUAAAUGCUUCCCCGGAUCCACCGAUCCAAGUUGUCCAAGACCAACGACUCCCGAAGCACCUAGAUGUUACCCCGGAAGCAGUGACCCGCGCUGUCCCAAACCCACUACACCUGCCCCACCUAACUGCUACCCAGGGUCCACCGACCCUCGAUGCCCGAAACCAACCACACCAGAGCCACCUCGUUGCUACCCAGGAAGCAGUGACCCACGUUGCCCACGACCAACAACUCCUGAAGAACCUCGAUGUUACCCCGGGAGUAACGACCCACGUUGUCCAAAACCUACUACACCGGCUCCACCCAAAUGCUUCCCCGGAUCCACCGAUCCACGUUGUCCACGGCCGACGACACCUGAAGCACCAAGAUGCUACCCUGGAAGCAAUGACCCUCGUUGCCCGAAACCAACUACUCCAGAAUCACCUCGCUGCUACCCAGGAAGUAGUGACCCACGUUGUCCAAGACCAACGACUCCUGAAGCACCGAGAUGCUAUCCCGGCAGUGACGACCCACGUUGUCCAAAACCUACUACACCGGCUCCCCCCAAAUGCUUCCCCGGAUCCACUGAUCCACGCUGUCCAAGGCCGACGACUCCCGAAGCACCAAGAUGCUACCCUGGAAGCAAUGACUCUCGUUGCCCGAAACCAACUACACCAGAGCCACCUCGUUGCUACCCAGGAAGCAGUGACCCACGUUGCCCACGACCAACAACUCCUGAAGCACCUCGAUGUUACCCCGGCAGUGACGAUCCACGGUGUCCAAAACCUACUACACCGGCUCCACCCAAAUGCUUCCCCGGAUCCACCGAUCCACGUUGUCCACGGCCGACGACACCUGAAGCACCAAGAUGCUACCCUGGAAGCAAUGACCCUCGUUGCCCGAAACCAACUACUCCAGAAUCACCUCGCUGCUACCCAGGAAGUAGUGACCCACGUUGUCCACGACCAACAACUCCUGAAGCACCUCGAUGCUAUCCCGGGAGUGACGACCCACGUUGUCCAAAGCCUACUACACCGGCUCCCCCCAAAUGCUUCCCCGGAUCCACUGAUCCACGUUGUCCAAGGCCGACGACUCCUGAAGCACCAAGAUGCUACCCUGGAAGCAAUGACCCUCGUUGCCCGAAACCAACUACACCAGAAUCACCUCGCUGCUACCCAGGAAGUAGUGACCCACGUUGCCCAAGCCCAACGACUCCUGAAGCACCAAGAUGCUACCCUGGAAGCAAUGACCCUCGUUGUCCUAAAUCCACUACCCCAGCACCACCAAGAUGUUUCCCAGGGAGCACCGAUCCUCGCUGUCCUAAAGUAACAACACCAGUACCAACAAAACCCUCUUGUUACCCAGGCUCACCUGAUCCUAACUGUCCACAACCGUCGAGGCCAACAACGCUUAAUCCACCUACUUAUUUACCUCCUUCAACACCAGCACCACCAAAAUGCUUCCCCGGCAGCAAUGACCCACGUUGUCCUCAACCCACUACACCAGCCCCACCGAAAUGCUUCCCCGGUAGCAAUGACCCUCGUUGCCCGAAGUCAACAACUCCAGAAUCACCUCGCUGCUAUCCUGGAAGUAGUGACCCACGUUGUCCAAGACCAACAACUCCUGAAGCACCUCGAUGCUAUCCCGGCAGUGACGACCCACGUUGUCCAAAACCUACUACACCAGCUUCCCCCAAAUGCUUCCCCGGAUCCACUGAUCCACGCUGUCCAAGGCCGACGACUCCCGAAGCACCAAGAUGCUACCCUGGAAGCAAUGACCCUCGUUGCCCGAAACCAACUACACCAGAAUCACCUCGCUGCUACCCAGGAAGUAGUGACCCACGUUGUCCAAGACCAACGACUCCUGAGGCACCAAGAUGCUACCCCGGAAGCAGUGACCCUCGUUGUCCCAAACCUACUACACCAGCCCCACCAAGAUGUUUCCCAGGAUCCACUGAUCCACGUUGCCCACAACCAACAACUCCUGAGGCACCAAGAUGCUACCCCGGAAGCAGUGACCCUCGUUGUCCCAAACCUACUACACCAGCCCCACCAAGAUGUUUCCCAGGAUCCACUGAUCCACGUUGCCCACAACCAACAACUCCUGAGGCACCUAGAUGCUACCCUGGAAGCAAUGACCCUCGUUGCCCUAAACCCACUACACCAGCCCCACCAAAAUGCUUCCCGGGAUCAAGUGACCCACGUUGUCCACGACCAACUACUACUGAAGCCCCAAGAUGUUAUCCAGGAAGUACUGAUUCACGUUGCCCACAACCGACUACACCAGGGUCACCUCGAUGCUACCCUGGAAGCAAUGACCCUCGUUGCCCGAAACCAACUACACCAGAAUCACCUCGCUGCUACCCGGGAAGUAGUGACCCACGUUGCCCACGACCAACAACUCCUGAAGCACCUCGAUGCUAUCCCGGAAGUACUGACUCACGUUGUCCCAAACCCACAACACUACCACCACCAAGAUGUUUCCCAGGGAGCGACGAUCCUCGCUGUCCCAAAGUAACAACACCAGUUCCAACAAAACCCUCUUGUUACCCUGGCUCACCUGAUCCUAACUGUCCACAACCUUCGAGGCCAACAACGCUUAAUCCACCUACUUAUUUACCUCCUUCAACACCAGCACCACCAAAAUGCUACCCUGGUAGCAAUGACUCUCGCUGUCCAAGACCAACGACUCCUGAAGCACCCAGAUGUUACCCCGGUAGCAAUGACCCUCGUUGCCCUAAACCCACUACACCAGCCCCACCGAAAUGCUUCCCCGGUAGCAAUGACCCUCGUUGCCCGAAGUCAACAACACCAGAAUCACCUCGCUGCUAUCCCGGAAGUAGUGACCCACGUUGUCCAAGACCAACGACUCCUGAGGCACCAAGAUGCUACCCCGGAAGCAGUGACCCUCGUUGUCCCAAACCUACUACACCAGCCUCACCAAGAUGUUUCCCAGGAUCCACUGAUCCACGUUGCCCACGACCAACGACUCCUGAGGCACCUAGAUGCUUCCCUGGAAGCAAUGACCCUCGUUGCCCUAAACCCACUACACCAGCCCCAUCAAAAUGCUUCCCGGGAUCUAGUGACCCACGUUGUCCGCGACCAACUACUCCUGAAACCCCAAGAUGUUAUCCAGGAAGUACUGAUUCACGUUGCCCACAACCGACUACACCAGAGUCACCUCGAUGCUACCCUGGAAGCAAUGACCCUCGUUGUCCAAAACCCACUACACCUACUCCACCUAAUUGCUUCCCGGGAUCCACUGAUCCACGUUGUCCACAACCCACGACCCCCGACGUACCUAGAUGUUAUCCCGGAAAUACUGACCCACGUUGUCCUAAAUCCACUACCCCAGCACCACCAAGAUGUUUCCCAGGAAGCACCGAUCCUCGCUGUCCUAAAGUAACAACACCAGUACCAACAAAACCCUCUUGUUACCCAGGCUCACCUGAUCCUAACUGUCCACAACCGUCGAGGCCAACAACGCUUAAUCCACCUACUUAUUUACCUCCUUCAACACCAGCACCACCAAAAUGCUACCCCGGUAGUAACGACUCUCGUUGUCCAAGACCAACGACUCCCGAAGCACCGAGAUGUUACCCCGGAAGCAAUGACCCUCGUUGCCCUAAACCCACUACACCAGCCCCACCGAAAUGCUUCCCCGGUAGCAAUGACCCUCGUUGCCCCAAGUUAACUACACCAGAAUCACCUCGCUGCUACCCCGGAAGUAGUGACCCACGUUGUCCAAGACCAACAACUCCUGAAGCACCUCGAUGCUAUCCCGGAAGUGACGAUCCACGUUGUCCAAAACCUACUUCACCGGCUCCACCCAAAUGCUUCCCCGGAUCAACUGACCCACGUUGUCCACAACCAACAACUCCUGAAGCACCUCGCUGCUACCCCGGAAGUAGUGACCCACGUUGUCCACGACCAACAACUCCUGAAGCACCUCGAUGCUAUCCUGGAAGUGACGAUCCACGUUGUCCAAAACCUACUACACCUGCCCCACCCAAAUGCUUCCCCGGAUCCACUGAUCCACGUUGUCCAAGACCAACGACUCCUGAAGCACCGAGAUGCUAUCCCGGCAGUAACGACCCACGUUGCCCAAAACCUACUACACCGGCUCCACCCAAAUGCUUCCCCGGAUCCACUGAUCCACGUUGUCCAAGACCAACGACUCCUGAAGCACCGAGAUGCUACCCCGGAAGCAGUGAUCCUCGUUGUCCUAAACCUACUACACCAGCCCCACCGAAAUGCUUCCUCGGUAGCAAUGAUCCUCGUUGCCCGAAGCCAACUACACCAGAAUCACCUCGCUGCUACCCCGGAAGUAGUGACCCACGUUGUCCAAGACCAACAACUCCUGAAGCACCUCGAUGCUAUCCCGGCAGUGACGACCCACGUUGUCCAAAACCUACUACACCGGCUUCCCCCAAAUGCUUCCCCGGAUCCAAUGAUCCACGUUGUCCAAGGCCGACGACUCCUGAAGCACCAAGAUGCUACCCUGGAAGCAAUGACCCUCGUUGCCCGAAACCAACUACACCAGAAUCACCUCGCUGCUACCCAGGAAGUAGUGACCCACGUUGCCCAAGCCCAACGACUCCUGAAGCACCAAGAUGCUACCCUGGAAGCAAUGACCCUCGUUGUCCUAAAUCCACUACCCCAGCACCACCAAGAUGUUUCCCAGGGAGCACCGAUCCUCGCUGUCCUAAAGUAACAACACCAGUACCAACAAAACCCUCUUGUUACCCAGGCUCACCUGAUCCUAACUGUCCACAACCGUCGAGGCCAACAACGCUUAAUCCACCUACUUAUUUACCUCCUUCAACACCAGGACUACCAAAAUGCUUCCCCGGCAGCAAUGACCCACGUUGUCCUAAACCCACUACACCAGCCCCACCUAAAUGUUUCCCAGGAUCCACUGAUCCACGUUGCCCACGACCAACUACUCCAGAAGCACCUAGAUGUUACCCUGGAAGUAAUGACCCUCGUUGUCCUAAACCCACUUCACCAGCCCCACCUAAAUGUUUCCCAGGAUCCACUGAUCCACGUUGUCCACGACCAACAACUCCUGAAGCCCCAAGGUGCUACCCUGGAAGCAAUGACCCUCGUUGUCCUAAACCCACUACACCAGAGUCGCCUCGUUGCUUCCCAGGUAGCACUGACCCACGUUGUCCACAACCAACAACUCCUGAAGCACCUCGCUGCUAUCCCGGAAGUAGUGACCCACGUUGUCCAAGACCAACGACUCCUGAAGCACCGAGAUGCUAUCCCGGCAGUGACGACCCACGUUGUCCAAAACCUACUACACCGGCUCCCCCCAAAUGCUUCCCCGGAUCCACUGAUCCACGUUGUCCAAGGCCGACGACUCCUGAAGCACCAAGAUGCUACCCUGGAAGCAAUGACCCUCGUUGUCCUAAACCCACUACACCAGCCCCACCUAAAUGUUUCCCAGGAUCCACUGAUCCACGUUGCCCACGACCAACUACUCCAGAAGCACCUAGAUGUUACCCUGGAAGUAAUGACCCUCGUUGUCCUAAACCCACUUCACCAGCCCCACCUAAAUGUUUCCCAGGAUCCACUGAUCCACGUUGUCCACGACCAACAACUCCUGAAGCCCCAAGGUGCUACCCUGGAAGCAAUGACCCUCGUUGUCCUAAACCCACUACACCAGAGUCGCCUCGUUGCUUCCCAGGUAGCACUGACCCACGUUGUCCACAACCAACAACUCCUGAAGCACCUCGCUGCUAUCCCGGAAGUAGUGACCCACGUUGUCCAAGACCAACGACUCCUGAAGCACCGAGAUGCUAUCCCGGCAGUGACGACCCACGUUGUCCAAAACCUACUACACCGGCUCCCCCCAAAUGCUUCCCCGGAUCCACUGAUCCACGUUGUCCAAGGCCGACGACUCCUGAAGCACCAAGAUGCUACCCUGGAAGCAAUGACCCUCGUUGUCCUAAACCCACUACACCAGCCCCACCGAAAUGCUACUCAGGAUCCACCGACCCUCGCUGCCCGAAACCAACUUCACCAGAGUCGCCUCGUUGCUACCCAGGUACCACUGACCCACGUUGUCCACAACCAACAACUCCUGAAGCACCUAGAUGCUAUCCCGGAAGCAAUGACGCUCGUUGUCCUAAACCCACUACACCAGCCCCACCUAACUGCUUCCCGGGAUCAAGUGAUCCACGUUGUCCACAACCCACGACCCCCGACGUACCUAGAUGUUAUCCCGGAAGCCCUGACCCACGUUGUCCUAAACCGACUACCCCAGCACCACCAAGAUGUUUCCCAGGGAGCACUGAUCCUCGCUGUCCUAAAGUAACAACACCACUACCAACGAAACCCUCUUGUUACCCAGGCUCACCAGAUCCUAACUGUCCACAACCGUCGAGGCCAACAACACUUAAUCCGCCUACUUAUUUACCUCCUUCAACACCAGCACCACCAAAAUGCUACCCUGGUAGCAAUGACUCACGUUGUCCCAGACCAACAACUCCGGAAGCACCUAGAUGUUACCCUGGAAGCAAUAAUCCUCGUUGCCCGAAACCAACUACAUCAGAAUCACCUCGCUGCUACCCAGGAAGUAGCGACCCACGUUGUCCACGACCAACAACUCCUGAAGCACCUCGAUGCUACCCCGGAAGCAAUGACGCUCGUUGUCCUAAACCCACUUCACCAGCCCCACCUAAAUGCUUCCCAGGAUCCUCUAAUCCACGUUGCCCACAGCCGACUACACCAGAGCCGCCAAGGUGUUUCCCAGGAAGUAACGAUCCUCGCUGUCCUAAAGUAAUAACACCAGUUCCUACAAAACCAUCUUGUUACCCAGGCUCACUAGAUCCUAACUGUCCACAACCGUCUAGACCAACAACUCUUAAUCCACCUACUUACUUACCUCCUUCUUCAACAAUUCCACCAAAAUGUUUCCCAGGAAGUUCGGAUCCUCGUUGUCCUCGACCCACAACUCCUGAUACUCCCAGAUGCUAUCCAGGAAGUACAGAUUCUCGUUGCCCAAAACCUUCAAGUCUUGGACCACCGAAAUGUUUCCCAGGAAAUUCGGAUCCUCGUUGUCCACGACCAACAAGCCCGCAACCAAGCUCGACGCCCAGUUCAUGUUACCCUGGGUCAAAGGAUCCAAAAUGUCCUCAACCAUUCGCGCCCAGUAGCACAAAUCCCCCAGUCACCUACUUACCACCAUUUCCUGCAGAUAACGAAAUUAGCUCUGGAAGAUUAGCCAAUAAGAAUUUCGAUUAUUACGAUGACUCACAAUUAGCAAUCGAUAAUUUUGAUUUCUCUCGUACAAAACCCAAAACGAGAAAUGUAAGAGAUUUAAGUAAAUCAUCCGCUGAAGAAAACCUUGGUCAGUUUUCCGGAUUCGACAACCUGGCUAUUAUAGGUUCCGUAUUGUUUGUUGCCUUGAUCAUAGCAGUUGCUAUUGGUUCAAUGAAAUACAAACAAAUGAAAAGGAAAAACGGUUUAAAUGUACAAUCAACUCAGAAUCCUUGUUAGUAUAUUAUAAUAACUCUAAGAUAUAUGUGAUCGUUAAAAAAAAUGUAACAUUUUUAUGUAAAAUAUUUUCUUUACGUUUAUAUAAAAUAAUGCAUAACGUUUUCUCACUGCCAACAUAGCUUUUAUUCAGAUGUUAUAACAUUUGCCUAUUUUAUUACAAUAAAAUAGUGCCAUAAGAGGAAGUAUAGUCAUAUGUAUGCAUGUAUAAAAUCAACAGAACGUAACUGUCCCUCGCAAACCUAUCUGCCUAGUCAAAUUAUGUAAAAUCACGUGUUUGUUUACACAACAACUUUUAAAAUAUAAAACAUUUAUAAGUAAAUAUAUUUUAUAAUACUAUACUCAUAUGUGAUAUUUGUAAAUAUUUACCGAUAAAAUGUAUUGUGGCCAUAGAUAAGUUUGGUUUUAUAUAGUCUAUGAUAUAACGCAUUCUGUGUUGUGAAACAUUUAUAAUACAAUGGCUAAGAACUUGCAAAUGUAUAUGCCUUCCACAAUAUGGAAUGUAAGUUGAUAAAUAAAAUGUAAAUUAGUAGGAUUGUUUGAGUCUACCUAAGUAAAACAUUCUAUGAAUGUA